AUCACAAAUUACUACAAAAGUUUUGAUAAAUUUAGGUUAUGUGUUCUAAGAGCGUGCGCCAUUUCUGAUUCUAACAACACAAUUGCACGCUGCUUCAAAUUCUAGCGUCUUGUUUUUAUAGGACUUAUAAAAAAUUCGGAGAGUUUUCUAUUUUAUCAUUUUUUAAAUAUAAAUUAAGGAAAAAUACUACACAAUGGCUGCAACAAUGCCAAUAAAUCCAAAACCAUUUCUAAAUGGUUUAACUGGAAAACCAGUUAUGGUAAAAUUAAAAUGGGGCCAUGAAUAUAAAGGUUAUCUUGUUUCCGUCGAUGGAUAUAUGAAUUUACAAUUAGCUAAUACAGAGGAACAUAUAGAAGGAAAUUGUACUGGCAACCUUGGUGAAGUCUUAAUCAGAUGUAAUAAUGUAAUGUAUAUAAGAGGCGUGGAAGAGGAAGAUGAAGAAGGAGAAAUGAAGGACUAGUUCCCAUAAUGUUUAUAAAUCAAUUUAGGAUAAUACUUUUUAUUUUUAAGUAAGAUUAAGUACAAUUACGUAAGACUAAAAAUUAAUAAAGCAAAUUGUUUUUUAAA
Molecule: messenger RNA, 567 nt
Organism: Bombus huntii
Lineage: Eukaryota; Metazoa; Arthropoda; Insecta; Hymenoptera; Apidae
Gene: SmF
Product: small nuclear ribonucleoprotein F
Exons: 2
Coding region: 194-460 (88 amino acids)
Biological process (GO): spliceosomal snRNP assembly; mRNA splicing, via spliceosome
Cellular component (GO): U1 snRNP; catalytic step 2 spliceosome
Molecular function (GO): RNA binding
Source: RefSeq, a predicted model, not a curated record